UACAAAGGAUAGACGGUCGGGAAAGUUCGAUAAGCACCGAGCCUAACCAGUACUCUCGUGCUUGUGAGAAGACUAGGAGGCAAAGAUGUCGGAGCGAAAAGUUUUAAACAAAUACUACCCACCUGACUUUGACCCGUCGAAGAUCCCCAAGCUCAAGCUGCCCAAAGACCGGCAGUACGUGGUGCGGCUAAUGGCCCCCUUCAACAUGAGGUGUAAGACAUGUGGAGAGUAUAUCUACAAGGGCAAAAAGUUCAACGCCCGCAAAGAGACGGUGCAGAACGAGGCCUACCUGGGCCUACCCAUCUUCCGCUUCUACAUCAAGUGCACACGCUGCCUUGCAGAGAUCACCUUCAAGACAGACCCCGAAAACACAGACUACACCAUGGAGCACGGAGCCACUCGGAACUUCCAGGCCGAGAAGCUCCUGGAGGAGGAGGAGAAGAGAGUGCAGAAGGAGCGGGAGGACGAGGAGCUGAACAACCCCAUGAAGGUACUGGAGAACAGAACCAAGGACUCCAAGCUGGAGAUGGAGGUUCUGGAGAACCUGCAGGAGCUCAAGGACUUGAACCAGCGACAGGCCCAUGUGGACUUUGAGGCCAUGCUGCGGCAGCACCGCCUGUCAGAGGAGGAGAGGCAAAAGCGGGAGCAGGAAGAGGACGAGAGGGAGACGGCGGCCUUAGUGGAAGAAUCUAGGAAACGAAGACUCCUGGAAGACUCUGAUUCAGAGGAGGAUGCUGCUCCCACCCAGCCCUGGCCUGCCCUCCGGCCCAACCCCACCGCCAUCCUGGACGAGGCCCCAAAAGCCAAGAGGAAGGUGGAGAGCUGGGAGCGCAGCGUGGGCACCCUUGGCAGCAGGCCGCAGCUGUCAGGCUUAGUCGUGGUGAAGAAAACAGACUUGGACCGCAGCAUCCAGCGAGGCCUGGCCCCACCAAGCACAGUGAUGAACGGAAAGACAGCCGAGCCUUCGCCCCAGGCGCCUGGCCCCUCCUCCCUGAGCCAACUGGGUGUGUAUUCCGACAGUGAGGACAGUAGCGGCAGCAACUGAGCCCUGCCCCCAGGCCCUUCCUGGGUCAAGGCCACAGCCAGCUCCAGCCUUCCCUUGGGACCAACCAGAGUCACUACCGGACAAGCAUGAGUGUCCUUCAGAGCUGGCGGGGCCUGCAAGGCAUCAUCUGAGGAACUCAGUUUCUCUCCUGCCCCCACCCUCCAGCCCUCCCCAGCUCACCCCUGGACAGCCCCGGAGCAGCUGCCCGCAGGCUUCACGGUCGUCUCUAGGACAGUCCCGAGAUGUCGGCUGUUUGUUGGGCACAUGAGUGAGCCCAUCCACCAGUGGUGGUCUGGUUGCAUCCCUUCCCACCACAGAACCACCUGGAACCAAUAAAAUGAACUUGUAGUCUGGCCUGGGCACCGUCUCUCUGCCAGCACCUGAGGAGAGGGCUGCAGAACCACACAACCCCGUGGGUCCUGGUGUCCUGACUCGGAGAAACUACGAGAUAGUAAACAUUCACCAUUGAGUGUGUCACUUCGGGGAUAAUUUGUGAAACAGCAAUAAAAGGUUAGUAUGGUCAUAUGACCAGCAAGUCUGA
This is a messenger RNA of Phacochoerus africanus (Common warthog), 1586 nucleotides long. It is a transcript of the gene YJU2, whose product is annotated as YJU2 splicing factor homolog. Bases 86 to 1045 code for a protein of 319 amino acids. The record is from RefSeq and is a predicted model, not a curated record. The transcript is spliced from 8 exons. Gene Ontology annotation, biological process: mRNA splicing, via spliceosome. NCBI's taxonomy places the organism in Eukaryota, Metazoa, Chordata, Mammalia, Artiodactyla, Suidae. Gene Ontology annotation, cellular component: U2-type catalytic step 1 spliceosome.